Messenger RNA from Mytilus trossulus (common blue mussel), 3923 nucleotides. Its product is annotated as SET and MYND domain-containing protein 4-like. NCBI's taxonomy places the organism in Eukaryota, Metazoa, Mollusca, Bivalvia, Mytilida, Mytilidae. Gene Ontology annotation, cellular component: cytoplasm; nucleus. The coding region runs from base 102 to 2120 and encodes 672 amino acids. The transcript has 2 exons. The record is from RefSeq and is a predicted model, not a curated record. Gene Ontology annotation, molecular function: histone deacetylase binding.
CUAAUCCGAUCCCCAGAUGUUGAGGAUCAUAUUUCAUUAUCGGGAUCUUGUGUCAAAGCCAUUAUUUUAUAAGACAUUAAUGAACAAAACUUGAUACUAAAAUGUCUGUGGUACAGAAGCUUCAAGAUGAGUUGACAAAGACAUUGAAGCAGGAUGGAAUCUAUGAUGAAGUUCUUACUAAGUUUAAAGAUUGUAAAACAAACAAAAGUAGAAUCCAGAUGGUUGCACAGAUAGAUGGCGUAAAUAAACAUUUUGACAUUAUCCCUGACACUAAACAAAAGUCAUCUGAUACUUCUAUUAGACGUAGAAAUGAAGGAAAUACAUUCUUUCAGAAGGGAGAAUUUCAAAGAGCGCUGGACAAAUAUAACCAAAGUGUAGUGAAUGCCCCUGCAUUGCGUUCUGAAGAUCAUUCAAAGGAUGAACAUAAGGGAGACAACUUAGAAUUGUCCUAUGCCUUGGCUAACCGCUCAGCUGUCUUCUUUCAUCAGAAAAGUUAUGAUGAUUGUUUGAGUGACAUUGAUUUAGCUAUUCAGAAUGAAUAUCCUAAAUCUUUAAUUUAUAAAUUACAUGAAAGAAAAGCAAAAUGUUAUUUUGAAAAGAAAGAAAUACCAAAAGCUACUGAAUCAUUUCAAAAUGCACUCAACUCAUUGUCAGAUGCUGAACUUGAUGAAAAAAAAUCCAUAAAUAUAAAAAACUCAGUUGAAAGGUCCAUUGAAAAAUGUAAGAAAAGUGUAUCAAGUAAUGAUGGAAAGCCAGGACCCAAGUCUUUCCAGAAAUUUCAUGGUCCACUUCCAACCAUUGAGAAGAGAAGUAAGAUAUUUGCGUCUGCAUUUGAUGCUGUGGGGAUAACUGAGAAUGAAGAAACAGAAUUUGGACUGACUGCCACUCGAGACAUUUAUGUUGGUGAAGUACUAAUAAUAGAAAAGGGCUAUACUUCCAUUGUAUUACCAAAGUAUGAUACUAUCUACUGUCAUCAUUGUUGUCAGCGAGUCGUGUCCGCUCAUCCAUGUCAUCAAUGCAGUGAAGUCAUGUUCUGUAGUGGCACUUGUCACAAGGAAUCAUGGGAGGAAUAUCAUUCCUUAGAAUGUCCAUGUUUAGGAACAGUUAAGCAGGCUAAUAUAGGCCUUGGUUACUUGGCUUUUAAGAUGGUAGUGAAAGCAGGAUUGUCUUCAGUAAUGGAGUAUGAGAGUCAAGAACAAGAGGAUGGAUGUAAGAGGUCUGUUGGCUUCAACACUGACGGUGUUUAUAAUUCUGAUGAUUACAACACUGUGUACAGCUUAGUUAAUCAUAGUGAAAAACGUACACCAGAAGAUCUGUUUAAGCGAACAUUACAAGCAUAUUUUCUAUUGAAAUGUCUAGAGAAGACAAGCUACUUUAAUAUAGAUGAGAGAAAAGUAUCAUUUGCAGACAAAUGUUAUGUAGCUGGGCAUAUGUUACGACAUAUUAUGAUGCUUCCAUGCAAUGCCCAUGAAGUUUCAGAACUUGCUCUGAAACCAGAAUGUUUGCCAGAAUCUGAAACCAAGGAGAUAGGAUCAGGAAUCUAUCCUAUUCUCAGUCUAAUCAACCACUCAUGUGACCCUAAUGUAGUGAGACACUCAUAUGGCGAUGUAUGUGUGGUCCGUGCAAUAAAGAAUAUAGAUGCUGGUGAAGAAAUAGCGGAUAAUUAUGGCGCUCUCUAUCCGUUAACUGUAUGUUCUGAAAGAAGAGAAAUAUUAAAACCACAGUAUUAUUUUACAUGUAAUUGUAAAGCAUGCAGAGAAGAUUGGCCAUUGUAUUUCAACAUACCGGUUGAUGUACCCAAGUUCCGAUGUCAGAAAUGUAAUGGACCUGUUGUCAUUCCUCCUGACAGGAAGACAGAGAACUCUGUUUGUCUUAAUUGUUCACAUGUUCAAGAUACAACCAAUGUUAUUGUCAAACUACACCAAUCACAAGAUGAAUAUCAGAAUGUUCUACAACAAGUCCUAACUGGAGAGAGAUUACAUGAAGCUCUGCCCAGGUUAGAAGCAUAUCUUCAGUUCUUAUAUAAAACUGUGUGUAUACCAUGGCAGGACUGUAACAAUUGUCAGGAAGCUAUCAAACAAUGCUAUGCUGUACAAGCAAGCUGCUUUAUUGCUAGCUGAAAUAACCAUUCAAUGUUAUUUGGUGCUUUAAAUUUGUGCAAUCCCAUGUUGAAAAAAAGGAAUUAGGAACAAACUUGUUAUGACACAAGUCAAGUACAAACAUUUUUAAUGUAAUUUAUAAGUUAAAUGAUAUAAGAUUUUUGAUACAUGUAUUUCAUUUUAAUUUAUAUUUGGAAACUUCUAAUCAGCUAAUUGAAAAGGUGUUUUAUUUUAGUGUCUCAGUCUCAAUGUGUCUGGUACUUGCAUUUUUUUCACUUGACUCAUUGCUUUCUUAGCUUAUUUUCAUAUCAAUUUAGUGCAUACUUUCUAAUACUGAUGAAAAAUGUUUUCUGUGAAAACUGGUUUACAAUGUAUGUUUAUAUUAUCAAAAUUGCUAAACUUAUCUGUUUUAUCCAUUUGCUAGUGCCACAAACUUUCUAUAGUUUGCACUAGGUUGAGUAUACAUGUAUGUGUAAUUUAAAGUCUUUUUUGAGUCAAAACAACAAAGAUAUAAGAUUAUUUUGUACAUUUGUUUGUUAUAUCAUGUUUAAGUAAUUUAAUAUGCACAACUUUUUAUGCCAAAGCAAUUAUAGAGAUUUUUGAAUUUUCCUUUUGAUAGUUACAAUUGAAGAUAAAAAAAAUCUGAAUUAUAUUUUUUUAGACUAGAGGAUGUAUACACACAAAUGUGAAUGGUCAUACAUGUAUGUCAGUUUGUUCAUGACCGAUGAUGUACCCAAAAGCUAGUAAAAGCCCAGCUGUAUACAUGUAUAUAUAAUAUACAGGUAUAAAAGUUACUCUAAAAUGUCAUCUUGCAAUAUAAAAAUGUGGAGUAGUGGUAAUAUUCCAAUGACAAAUGAAUGAGAGAACUAUCCAGCAGAGACCAAAUAAAUGACUGCAUGUAAACAUCUACAAUUACAGACUUCAACAAUGAGCAUUAUCUACACCUUAUGGAAAGCUAUAACCCUCCAGGGGUUAACAAAGUGUUAAACAAUUAAAAAAAGAAAAACAGCAGCCUUAUUUAAUUCAAUCUUUCUAUUUGGUUUUUUGGUUCAAUUUAUUAAAAGUAUUCAGGUCAAAGUGAAACAAAAUAAUCUGUCAUAAACACGUCCAUGAUGUGGUGGGAAAAUUCUUUUAAUUAGAUAUUAUUGGUAACCUGUAUGGCUUUAACAGUUAUUAUCAUAAUAAUUAUUUCAUGGUGCCUAGUCAUAAUGUACAUUAUGUAUCUGUCAGACUAAAUCAAUGGCAUUAAGUUUAUAUUAUAUUGUGAACAAUGUGUAUGAUUUUCAGAAUAUGUUUUUUGUCAUGAAUGUACAUUUUUUCCAUUGUACCCCAUUUGUAUAUAAAUCUACAUGUAUUUUCAUGAUUUAUUCAAGGGACUGUUUCUCUGUGUUUGUUUCAUUGUUCUAGUGCAAUAUUUUUUUUAGGAUUUUUUUUCUCAUUACCAGUAUAUGCAUUUACAGUGUUUACAUCAUGAAUAUCUUACCAGCAUACUAAAUGAACAGUUUGGGCUGAAUCCAACUCCAAUUGGGAAUAUCAUUUAAGAGAAAGUUAUUUAUUGUGAAACACUUGACAGUCAGGUCAAAGUAACAUGUGUCUGUGUUUAAAUAUUCAUGUUACAGGAGAAUAUGUUCAGAUAGAUAAGUGUCAGAAAUGUAAUAAGUGAAAAAUUUAAACUGCAAAACUGUCAGUUAAGUUGCAAGUUCAGUUGGAUAACUGUCAUUCUGAUGAAGUUGUAUAAGUUUGUUUUUUUAUUAUAUUAUAUAUCAUUUUAUUAACCGUUUUUUUGUGACAAAAAUGUCGGUUAUUGAUUUGGGGAUGCUCGGU